UAUUACCCUCAAUUAGAAAAACAUCAUCGCUCAUUCGUUCGUUCGUACCUUUGUACCUCUCCUCCAUCUAGCACCUCUCCUGCGUACUAGUUAUCAUUCAUCCAUAAUGACGGCUGUGCUUUCUCAAAGAGGAAGAUGCUAAAGCGGUACCACAACUUCUAAACAGAGAACUGUCACCACUGGUGUGGGGUACCCCAAUUCUGUGGUGAAUUUGAGGAAGACGACGAAGACCUGACGAUCCCAAGCAAUGACUGGAAUCUAUGGUAUAAGUCGAGAGGGGUUUAGCGCAGAACGCUGUGCCUGUCUUACACGAACAUCGGUGAGAAGGGGACAUUGCUAACAAGAACGAACUUACUGAAGAUGAAAUAGCAGCAGUGUCGAAAUGCUGAUCUGACACAAAGAACUCACCGAUGAAAUAAGACAGAGUGUGGCGUGUUGGCCCAGGAAAAUCAAGAUACCCUUCUCCAUCAAAGUGAGUAAAGUAUUCCGUCUUGUUCAACACAUGAUCAUGAGUAAAGUAUUCCUGUCUUCCACGAAGAGAGAAGGGUACUCUAGAACGAACGCCUUGUCAGUCUACAAACCGUCGGCAAACAAUGAGCGUUUAGAACUAGUUUUAAACGCCGUUCAUGGAAAGAAGAGAGAACCCAGCAUGAGCUUUUGUAGGCUUCAUAUUGGUUUCUCUGUGGGCCUGGAGUGUAAAGACCCUUUUUAAGCUCCAAAAAUUCUUCUUGCGAGGCUUCUUGCGAAGCCAAAUUUGUUGCGUGCUUGCGCUAGUGUUUCUUUUCGUUUCUUUUUCCCGCCCACCCACUUCCUUGGGAAAUUGACCGUACUUUGGUUUGAAGGCUCGUUAGCUCGAGGUCUAGGCCGAGAGUUACCCUUCAAGCUGAGGGACGGGGUAAAAAUCGGGUUAACAUCUUCUUUCCAUGGACGAUUUAAUUAUAUCACGUUUGAAAUUUAGUGAAUUCUAAUUAGUGUGGUUGAGAUUCAGGCGCGUGGCGUAGUACAAUGUCGAAUAGUUUAAUGAUUUCGUGUGGAAAAAUAAAACCCGAG
Amoebophrya sp. A25 is the source of this 1050-nucleotide messenger RNA. The record is from the annotation of a GenBank genome assembly. Lineage: Eukaryota; Dinophyceae; Syndiniales; Amoebophryaceae.